This is a messenger RNA of Musa acuminata AAA Group (dessert banana), 4846 nucleotides long. RefSeq names its product ABC transporter G family member 36-like. The record is from RefSeq and is a predicted model, not a curated record. The coding region runs from base 98 to 4543 and encodes 1481 amino acids. The transcript is spliced from 23 exons. Gene Ontology annotation, cellular component: membrane. Gene Ontology annotation, molecular function: ATP binding; ATP hydrolysis activity; ABC-type transporter activity. Lineage: Eukaryota; Viridiplantae; Streptophyta; Magnoliopsida; Zingiberales; Musaceae.
CCUUCUUAUCUGGUCUCUGCCUUCCCUCCCUCGCGUGUUCUUGUUGUCGUUCCGUCACCAACAGAAGAGAAGCUUAAACGAGAGAGAGAGAAAGAGAAUGGAGGCGACGGAGGUGAACAGGAUCGGGAGCAUGAGAAGGAAUAGUUCGAUUUGGAGAAGGGGCAACGAGAGCAUCUUCUCCGCGUCGUCACGGGAGGAGGACGACGAGGAGGCCCUCAAAUGGGCGGCCCUGGAGAAGCUGCCUACCUUCGACCGCCUGCGACGUGGCAUCUUGGCGCUCCCCGAGGGAAGUCAACGCCUGCAGGAGGUCGACGUCCAGCAGCUCGGUUUCCGGGAGAGGAAGGCCCUCCUCGAGCGCCUCGUCCGCGUCACCGACGAGGACAACGAGCGUUUCUUGCUCAAGCUCAAGGACCGGGUCGACCGAGUUGGGAUCGAUCUGCCCACCAUUGAAGUGCGGUUCGAGCACCUCAACAUCCAAGCAGAGGCCCAUGUCGGCAGCAGAGGACUGCCUACCAUUCUCAAUUCCGCUCUUAACACGCUGGAGAGCAUCGCGAAUUACUUGCAUAUACUACCGAGUAGGAAGAGGCCUUUGUCCAUCCUUCAUGAUGUCAGUGGAAUCAUCAAACCUCGCAGGAUGACUUUGCUCUUAGGCCCUCCUGGAUCCGGCAAAACUACGCUGUUGUUGGCUUUGGCUGGAAAACUGAGCUCCGAUCUCAAGGCCACCGGAAAAACGACCUACAACGGCCACGAAAUGAACGAAUUUGUGCCGCAGCGAACAGCGGCAUAUAUCAGCCAGCAUGACCUUCACAUCGGGGAGAUGACAGUCCGGGAAACGCUAGCUUUCUCAGCGAGGUGCCAAGGAGUUGGUACUCGUUAUGAGAUGUUGACUGAGCUAGCAAGGAGAGAAAAGGAAGCAAACAUCAAGCCAGAUCCUGACAUAGAUGUCUUCAUGAAGGCAGCAUCCAUGGGAGGACAAGAAUCCAAUCUGAUCACGGAUUAUGUACUUAAGAUCCUAGGACUGGAAGUCUGUUCUGACACCAUGGUAGGGGAUGAAAUGUUGAGAGGUAUCUCUGGUGGACAAAAGAAGCGUGUCACAACAGGUGAAAUGCUUGUUGGACCUGCAAGAGCCCUAUUCAUGGACGAGAUAUCAACUGGUCUGGACAGCUCAACAACUUUCCAGAUAGUAAACUCACUCAGGCAGUCAGUUCACAUUCUUGGUGGAACGGCUGUUAUUUCCCUUCUGCAGCCUGCGCCAGAGACUUAUGAACUUUUCGACGACAUUAUUCUUCUAUCUGAUGGCCAGGUUGUGUAUCAAGGCCCUCGCGAAAAUGUGCUCGAGUUCUUCGAGUCUAUGGGCUUCAAGUGCCCAGAGAGGAAGGGUGUUGCGGACUUCCUGCAAGAAGUAACUUCGAGGAAGGAUCAGCAACAGUACUGGACACGCCAUGAUGAACCUUAUAGAUAUGUGCCCGUAAGAGAAUUUGCCGACGCAUUUCAGUCAUUCCAUGUUGGUCGGGCUAUAGGAGAUGAACUUUCUGUCCCAUAUGAUAAGAGCAAGAGCCAUCCUGCUGCUCUUACAACUUCUAGAUAUGGGGUCAGCAAGAAGGAACUAUUGAAGGCUAACAUUGACAGAGAACUGUUGCUGAUGAAGAGGAACUCAUUUGUCUACAUCUUCAAGGCUACUCAACUCACCAUCAUGGCGCUCAUUGCAAUGACCGUCUUCCUACGUACUAAUAUGCACCGGGACUCUGUCACUGAGGGGGGCUUAUACAUGGGUGCCCUCUUCUUUGGAGUAGUCAUGGUCAUGUUUAACGGUUUCUCUGAAACUGCCAUGACCAUUUUAAAACUUCCUGUUUUCUUCAAGCAAAGAGAUCUCCUUUUCUAUCCUGCAUGGUCAUAUGCAAUACCAUCAUGGAUUCUUAAAAUUCCAAUUUCAUUCGCUGAAGUUGCAGUGUGGGUUUUCACAACUUAUUAUGUCAUUGGGUUUGAUCCAAAUGUUGGAAGGCUGUUUAAGCAAUACAUGCUGCUGCUGCUGAUAAAUCAGAUGGCAUCUUCACUCUUCCGUUUCAUUGGGGCAGUAGGUAGGAACAUGAUAGUUGCAAAUACCUUUGGAUCUUUCGCACUUCUCAUCCUUCUUGUUCUGGGUGGCUUCAUUCUUUCACGAGAUCAAGUGAAGAAAUGGUGGAUUUGGGGAUACUGGAUCUCACCCCUGAUGUACGCACAGAAUUCCAUAUCAGUAAAUGAAUUUUUAGGUCACAGCUGGCAACAUAGUCUUCCAAAUUCAAGUGAGCCACUGGGAGUGUCAGUCUUGAAGUCACGAGGAGUCUUUCCUGAAGCAAAAUGGUAUUGGAUUGGAUUUGGGGCAUUGAUUGGUUAUAUAUUGCUGUUCAAUGCUCUUUUCUCUGUGGCUCUUACUUAUCUCAAACCAUUUGGUAAGUCCCAGCCACCUGUAUCUGAAGAGUCGUUGAAGGAAAAACAUGCCAAUCUGACUGGAGAAGUGUCUGAGCAAUCAUCCAGAGGGAGGAACUCUGUUGAUCAUUCUCAAUCCAAGAGUAAGGCCUAUCAACAUGUUAGUCUUAUGCUGCAUUUUCCUGGACAAUCUCAUCAUGUUGAAGCUUUAUCUGCAGAAGGUGCUGAUGGAUUGAGGAGGGAUGGUACCUCAUCAGGUUCCAUGAAUGUGGCUAUUGAUCAGAACAAAAAGGGAAUGGUCCUUCCAUUCACUCCACUAUCCAUUACCUUUGACAAUAUACGAUACUCUGUGGACAUGCCACAGGAAAUGAAAGAUCAAGGUGUGGUUGAAGACCGUUUGGAACUCCUGAAGGGGAUAAGUGGAUCUUUCAGGCCAGGGGUGCUUACAGCUCUAAUGGGUGUAAGUGGAGCUGGUAAAACAACACUGAUGGACGUAUUGGCUGGGAGAAAAACGGGUGGAUACAUAGAAGGAAACAUUACAAUAUCUGGCUACCCCAAGAAGCAGGAGACUUUUGCUCGUGUAUCAGGCUACUGUGAGCAGAAUGAUAUCCACUCUCCUCACGUGACAGUCUAUGAGUCUCUCGUCUAUUCUGCAUGGCUUCGGUUGCCUGCUGAGGUCAACUCUGCAACAAGGAAGAUGUUCGUUGAUGAGGUCAUGGAGCUUGUAGAGCUGACACCACUGAGGGAUGCACUCGUUGGAUUGCCAGGAGUAAAUGGGCUAUCGACCGAGCAACGAAAGAGACUGACCAUUGCUGUGGAGCUUGUUGCUAACCCAUCUAUCAUAUUCAUGGAUGAACCAACAUCUGGACUUGACGCAAGGGCUGCGGCCAUCGUUAUGAGAACUGUGAGGAACACAGUGGACACCGGGAGGACUGUGGUGUGUACUAUUCACCAGCCUAGCAUUGACAUUUUUGAAGCGUUUGAUGAGCUCUUCCUAAUGAAGCGAGGUGGAGAAGAGAUAUAUGUCGGUCCACUCGGUCACAAUUCUUGCCAUCUGAUAAAUUAUUUUGAGGGUAUCAAUGGUGUCAGUAAGAUAAAAGAUGGAUAUAACCCUGCAACAUGGAUGUUGGAAGUGAGUUCACAGGCACAAGAAGACAUUCUGGGGGUGAACUUCAGUGAAAUAUACAAGAAUUCUGAGCUUUAUCAGAGAAACAAGGAUUUGAUAAAGGAACUAAGUACACCUCCUCCCGGAUCAAGUGACCUUUACUUCCCAACCCAGUAUUCUCAAUCUAUCCUUGUACAAUGCAUGGCGUGCCUAUGGAAACAGCACUUGUCAUACUGGCGGAAUCCUCCAUACACUGCAGUGAGGUUUUUCUUCACAUUGAUCAUCGCUUUGCUGUUUGGAACUAUUUUCUGGGACCUUGGAACCAAAAGGGACACAAAACAAGACUUGUUGAAUGCAAUGGGUUCAAUGUAUGCUGCUGUCUUAUUCAUUGGGGUACAAAACUCUUCAUCUGUUCAGCCAGUUGUGGCAAUUGAACGUACUGUCUUCUACAGGGAGAGAGCUGCUGGAAUGUAUUCAGCUGUGCCAUACGCGUUCGGACAAGUUGCAAUUGAAAUUCCCUAUAUAUUGGUCCAGGCGUUGUUAUAUGGUGUGAUUGUGUAUGCAAUGAUCGGAUUUGAAUGGACUGCUGCUAAAUUCUUCUGGUACAUGUUCUUCAUGUACUUCACACUCCUCUACUUCACAUUUUACGGGAUGAUGGCAGUCGGUUUGACUCCCAACUACAACAUCGCGUCAAUUGUCUCUGCCGCCUUCUAUGCCAUAUGGAACCUUUUCUCUGGGUUCAUUAUUCCAAGACCUAGAAUCCCGGUGUGGUGGAGAUGGUAUUACUGGAUAUGCCCCGUGGCCUGGACCUUGUAUGGAUUGGUUGCUUCACAGUUUGGUGAUAUACAGACUCGAUUUGCUUCCGACGAGUCCGGUGAGCCUGGUGAGAUUGUGGCCGAUUUUGUGAGGAACUAUUUUGGAUUCAAACAUAGCUUCUUGGGGGUGGUUGCCGUGGUAGUGGUCGCAUUCCCGGUGCUUUUCGCUUUCCUCUUCGCCUUUUCGAUAAAGACACUCAACUUCCAAAAGAGAUGAAGAUGGAUCAGGAGAGAGAACAAAAACCUGCUUUCUCAAUCAAACCAAAUUAUUUGUCGGUGUGGUGUGUGAUGAUUCAGGAGGAUAAAACUACAGCCUUACUCAAAACCUGCACAUUUGCAUCACAAUUCGACUAUUUGCCUUUUGUACUUGCGAGAUAUUCGUUCUUGUGUUAUGAAAUUUUCUUUUUUUCUUUCACGAAAAAUGUAAAACAUAUUGAAUUUAUUAUUUGUUUAUGUAGUGAAUAUGGCUUACUAAUGAAAAAAAGUCAUGUUAUGACUUUGUGAGUUGAUUUACCAUAAA